AUGACAACAGAAACAGAGGUGAGAGAAUUCAUCCUGCUAGGACUAACCAAUGCCCCAGAACUGCAGGUCCCCCUCUUUAUAAUGUUCACCCUCAUCUACCUCAACACUGUGAUUGGGAACCUGGGGAUAAUCAUGUUGAUCCUUCUGGACUCUCGUCUCCACACUCCUAUGUACUUUUUCCUCUGUAACCUGUCUCUGGUGGAUUUGUGUUACUCCUCAACAAUAACUCCAAAGGUGAUGGCUGGGUUUCUAACAGGAGACAAAGUCAUCUCCUACAACGCCUGUGCUACUCAGAUGUUCUUUUUUAUAGUCUUUGCCACUGUGGAAAAUUACCUCUUGGCCUCAAUGGCCUAUGAUCGCUACACAGCAGUGUGUAAACCCCUACAUUACACCACCACCAUGACAACAGUUGUCUGUGCUUGUAUGGCCAUAGGCUGCUAUACCCUUGGCUUUCUGAAUGCUUCUAUUAAUGUUGGAGACACAUUCUGCCUCUCUUUUUGUUUGUCCAAUGUGAUCCAUCACUUUUUUUGUGAUGUUCCAGCAGUCAUGAUUCUGACUUGCUCUGGUAAACAUAUCGGUGAACUGAUUCUUAUUCUUAUUUCAAGUUUUAAUGUCUUUCUUGCACUUUUUGUUAUCUUGAUUUCCUAUCUCUUUAUAUUUCUUACUAUUUCAAAGAUGCACUCAAGACAGAGAUAUCAGAAGGCUUUGUCUACCUGUGCUUCUCACCUUAUUACAGUUUCCAUAUUUUAUGGGACUGUCACAAUUAUGUACUUACAGCCAAGUUCCAGUCAUUCCAUGGACACAGGCAGAAUCGCAUCUGUGUUCUAUUCUAUGGUCAUCCCCAUGCUGAACCCUCUGGUCUACAGCCUGAGGAACAAAGAGGUCAAGAGUGCAUUUAAGAAGGUUGUUGAGAAGGCAAAAUUGUCUGUUUCAUAA
This is a messenger RNA of Myotis lucifugus (little brown bat), 936 nucleotides long. Its product is annotated as olfactory receptor 5B3. NCBI's taxonomy places the organism in Eukaryota, Metazoa, Chordata, Mammalia, Chiroptera, Vespertilionidae. The transcript has 2 exons. Gene Ontology annotation, cellular component: membrane. Bases 1 to 936 code for a protein of 311 amino acids. Gene Ontology annotation, biological process: G protein-coupled receptor signaling pathway; sensory perception of smell. The record is from RefSeq and is a predicted model, not a curated record. Gene Ontology annotation, molecular function: G protein-coupled receptor activity; olfactory receptor activity; odorant binding.